GUACACCUGUGUGUGCCUUCCUCUGGACCCAUGUGACUCAGAAGGAACCUGUAUAAAUGUGCCAUACACCACACUCUGAGUGGUUCCUCUAAUCUGGGGUGUGUUCUUCCUGCCCAAUCCUACGGACUGAUCCCUCCUAGCCAUAGGGCUCCCCCUUCUGUGCUAAGCAAACAGGAGGCCCUGAAGGUAAACAGGUGUGCCUUCACAGUGAGGGGUGGGGCAUGGGCACCCUGCCUGCAGCCUCCUGCUGCUCCAGACCCCAAACCAGGAACUGGUACCCUUUCUGUGGCCCAAGAACCUUCUCUCCCUUUGUAUCCUACUCCUCCCCUCCCAUGUCAGUGUGCUGACCCUCACCUCUUGAAUAAAUCUUCCAAAUUCCUGUUUUCCCUUAUGCCAGCUCCUGAUCCCUCCCCCUUUCUUCAAGGCCAGAUAGUUAAUAUUUGACCUGGAAGGGAAAGGAGAGGCCAGUGGCACCCUCUGACCCUGCCUAUGAUUGUCUGGUGACAUGGGGUGGACCAGGCCUCCACAACUAGUCCAGCCCAGGAAACUUUCGGAGGACCCUCAGGGUUCAGGAGGCCUGUUGUAGGGUUUGGGGGAUACUUAACACCUCUAUUCUAUCCCCAGUUGGUUGGAUUGAGGGAAUAGUCUCCAAGAUGUGCUUGCUUAAGACUCAAGUAACUGGCCUGGCACAUUACAGCUUCCUGUACAGACAUUACACCUACCCAGCUAGGGGACCCAGAUAUCCACACUCCACCCACACACACACACUCUAGCAGGUAGGGACACGUGUGGAUGCCUAAGCAGAGGGUGUGCAGUAUGGACUCGCAUGGGCAGGACAAAGAUGUACACCCCCUUGGAGAAGAAUGCUGAGAAGUGUCUAAUUAAACAGAAAUUCCAGAGGGAGCUCUUAGGCCAAGAAAAAGAGGAAAAAAAAGAAAAAAAGGAAAACAGGACAAAUUAACAAAGGCCCAUUAAGUGACUGGCCAGUCCUUCCUGCAUAAGGCACCCCCGCAGACAGCAGGGGCAGCUACUGCCCCAUUGUUGGAGGAGUAGGCAGUCUCUGAAAACCGAAACUCCAAGAUGGGAGCCUAGCAGAUUUCUGACCUGGCUGGAGGAAGGCUGUUACCUUGGGUUUAGGUUGGAGGGUGGGGGGGUAGAGUCUAGAUAGCAGUUCCACUCCAGCCUCCUGCAUUAAAACAGGGAUGCACAGAAUGAUUGUGAAUCAAUCCUGGCGUGGGAGAGCAGUGGUUGCUGGGCCUCUGCCCUUUAGUGCCGCCUUAAGUCUGUGUAAUGCCAUCCAUCUUCCACCCACACAGAGAUCAAAGUGCUUUUGCCCCUCCCCCCUCUCUCCUUUAGAAAACAGACCUGAGAGAACCAGGACUAGCCCUGUUGCUGGGGACAAGGUGACUCCAUCAGUAAUCUGCACCCCCUCUAUGACUCCAUGACUCCUGCUCACCAUGGAGCUUCCAUUUGGUGCAGAAAGGCAUGUGGUCCUUCCCUCCCUCUGACUUCGUAGCUGUGAUUCCAUGGCCACACAACCUGGUGGCUCCAUGUCCCCCCCAUUCCAGGAUCCUCCCUGGCCCCAUGACUCCUUGACCCCCAUGGCCUCAUGACCCCUGACCUUCCACAUGCUUCCUGGACUUUGACCCUUGUGACUGUUUUUCUCAUCCCCUUCUGUGACUCUGGUCCUGGUUGUCCUUGGGGGUCUUGUUGGUCUGGACCUCCCCAGGAAGAUGUGGGGGAGGCUCUGGUCACUCCUCUUCAGCUUCCUCACAGCAACAGCAGUCCCUGGACCCUCACUGCGGAGACCAUCCCGAGAGCUGGACGCUACCCCACGUAUGACCAUCUCCUAUGAAGAGCUCUCUGGGACCCGACACUUCAAGGGUCAAGCCCAGAACUACUCAACACUGCUGUUGGAGGAGGCCUCAGCAAGGCUGCUAGUAGGAGCUCGAGGUGCCCUGUUCUCUCUCAGUGCCCGUGACAUAGGAGAUGGGGCACACAAAGAGAUCUACUGGGAGGCCUCCCCAGAGAUGCAAAGCAAAUGCCAUCAAAAAGGGAAAAACAACCAGACGGAGUGCUUCAACCAUGUGCGGUUCCUACAGCGGCUCAAUGCCACCCACCUAUACGCAUGUGGGACUCAUGCUUUCCAGCCCCUGUGUGCGGCCAUUGAUGCUGAGACCUUCACCUUGCCAUCCAGCUUUGAGGAAGGGAAGGAGAAGUGUCCUUAUGACCCAGCCCGUGGCUUCACAGGCCUCAUCAUUGAUGGAGGCCUCUACACAGCCACAAGGUAUGAAUUCCGGAGCAUCCCCGACAUCCGCCGGAGCCACCAUCCACAUUCUCUAAGAACUGAGGAGGCACCAAUGCACUGGCUCAAUGAUGCCGAGUUUGUGUUCUCCGUACUGGUGCGAGAGAGCAAGGCCAGUGCAGUGGGUGAUGAUGACAAGAUUUACUACUUCUUUAUGGAGCGCGAGGAAGGCUCCAGCAGUUUCACCCAGAGCCGCAGCAACCAUCGUGUGGCCCGUGUGGCCCGUGUGUGCAAGGGUGAUCUGGGAGGGAAGAAGAUCCUGCAGAAGAAGUGGACAUCCUUCCUCAAGGCUCGUCUCAUCUGCCACAUUCCACAGUAUGAGACACUGCGUGGAGUCUGCAGCCUGGAUGCUGACACCUCAGCCCGCACACACUUCUAUGCAGCCUUCACGCUGACCACACAGUGGAAGACUCUGGAGGCCUCAGCCAUCUGCCGCUAUGACCUGGCUGAGGUACAGGCUGUCUUCGCAGGUCCCUACAUGGAGUAUCAGGAUGGUGCCCGGCGCUGGGGCCGCUAUGAGGGGGGGGUGCCUGAACCCCGGCCUGGCUCGUGCAUCACAGAUUCAUUGCGCAGCCGAGGCUACAACUCAUCCCAAGACUUGCCAUCCCUCGUCCUGGACUUUGUGAAGUUACACCCACUAAUGGCUCGGCCUGUGGUGCCCACACGCGGACGGCCCCUGCUACUCAAGCGCAAUGUGCGCUACACACAUCUCACAGGGACACAGGUCACCACUCCUGCUGGACCCACCUAUGACCUGCUCUUUCUGGGCACAGCGGAUGGCUGGAUCCACAAGGCUAUAGUCCUGGGCUCUGGGAUGCACAUUAUCGAAGAGACACAAGUGUUCAGGAAGCCCCAGCCUGUGGAGAAUCUAGUCAUCUCUCUGAUGCAGCACAGCCUCUACGUGGGGGGUUCUAGUGAAGUCAUUCAGCUACCACUGUCCAGCUGCUCCCGCUAUCGUUCCUGCUAUGACUGCAUCCUGGCCCGGGACCCCUACUGCAGCUGGGACCCCAGCACCCAUGCUUGUGUGGCAGGCACCACCAUAGCCAACAGGUCCCAGGGUAGCAGGACAGCACUGAUACAAGACAUAGAGAGAGGAAAUAGAGGCUGUGAUAGCAGUAGGAAUACAGGGCCACCGCCACCACUGAAGACCCGCUCUGUGCUCCGGGGUGAUGAUGUCCUCCUGCCCUGUGACCAACCAUCCAACCUUGCCCGGGCUUUGUGGCUACUCAAUGGGAGCAAGGGCCUGACUGAUGGGCAGGAUGGCUACCGUGUGGGUGUAGAUGGGCUGCUGGUGACAGACACACAGCCAAAACACAGUGGCAACUAUGGCUGCUAUGCUGAGGAGAAUGGCCUUCGUACCUUGCUGGCCUCCUACCACCUCAUGGUCCGGCCAGCCACUCCUGCCCCAGCUCCACAAGCCCCUGCCACACAUGGGGCACAGCUGGCACCUGACAUGAGGCUGCUCUAUGUGCUAGCCAUUGCUGCACUUGGUGGCCUCUGCCUCAUCCUGGCCUUAUCCCUCCUCUAUGUGGCUUGUCUGCAGGGAGGCAGUCGAGGACGCCAACGAAAAUACUCACUGGGUCGGGCUGGCCGGGCAGGGGGCUCAGCCGUGCAAUUGCAGACGGUCUCAGGCCAGUGUCCUGGAGAGGAUGAUGAUGGUGAUGAUGGGGAGGGGACUGGGGGGCUGGAAGGCAGCUGCCUCCAGAUCAUCCCUGGGGAGGGCACUCCAGCACCACCUCCCCCACCACCUCCCCCACCACCAGCUGAGCUGACCAACGGACUGGUGGCACUGCCCAGCCGGCUGCGAAGGAUGAAUGGCAACAGCUAUGUGCUCCUGAGGCAGAGCAACAAUGGAGUGCCAGCAGGACCCUGCUCCUUUGCAGAGGAACUGAGCCGCAUCCUAGAGAAGAGGAAGCACACACAGCUUGUAGAGCAGCUAGACGAAAGCUCUGUUUGAGCCCAGGCUCCCAAACAAAUGCUCUUCCAAGCCAGCCUGUCUCCCAGUCUGGGCCGCUGCCUCCCCAACACAGGCACCCUUCUUCACAUCCCCCACUCCCUGCCUUUCUCCCAACUUUUUGACAUCUCUGUCAGAUGGCCAGAAUCAUGCCCAGCCAAAGCCCCUUCCUCAAUCUCCAAGACCCACACGUGAGCAGCCCAGGCCCACCGGUGCUCCUCAGAGGUAGGUGCUCCCUCAGGACCAGCUGCCCUGCAAACCCAGACCCAGUUUCUAUCCCCUUUACUUAAAUGCUUGGGAGGAGAGGACUUCAUUCUCUUGUCCUGUUUUCUGCCCAAUCCUUCCUCUUCCUCCUAGGUAGGGCUCUGCAGGUCCAGAUGGCCUCAAUGUCACCAGCCUCUGCUUAGCCCUGUGUGCUGGGUAGUCCUGAAUCCAGACAAGACCUCUGCCACUACCUGAGCCCUGCGUACAUUUCCAUGUGCACAUGGGAGAAUGUUUAUCAGCUGGGCUGCAGUGCUGUCCCACCCCCCUUUCUGGUGCAUUCUAGUGUUUCAUUCCUUCUUCUGGAUUUGGGGUACUCGCCCAACUAUCCCAUCCCUAUCUAGUCCUCUUCCCCAGUCCUAGCCCCACAUGGUGACUCCUUUGGCAAGAGCUUGGGAACAAGCCAGCGUGGGAUGAUAAGACUGCCUCAUUCCCCUCUUCUCCCUUUCUGUAGAGCCCUUGGAAGUCAGUCUCCCCACUCCCCUUCGUCACAUGGAAGAGUAACAACAGAGCUCCAGGCAUGUCCCUUCCCCAGGCAUAUGUGGAACACACACCAAUCACACAUGUGCUUACAUUUCUAUCCACAUGCACCUUGAGCUUCUCCUUGCUGCCUCGGACCUGUGUCUGUUGGGUUUGGUCUGCAGACAUUUCAAAGGGAGAUUCCCCUCCCACUUAGCUGUCUCGCAGUCCCUUCCCUAGGACGGAUGACCAACACUGCACUCAAUGAGCCAGCCUCCCUUUUGGGGACCAAGCAUUUGCUUCCCCUAGAUCAGAGCAGGGGAGGCAAGAUCUGACUUCUCACUGGCAAAUGAAGCCCGUUCUUGGAACUAUGCAAAGGGCAGAGGCUGGGAGUUUGGAUGUUUGGCUCCCACCCCUGUCCUACCUCACCGGGGCACUUUCAGGGUCCAGGGGCCUCAGAAGUCUCCAGGCCCCUAUGGAACAAUCAAUCCUGACUGAGCUCCCCCAUUCCCUUGUGUGAGGAUGACUGUUAUUUUUGUAGCUGAGAACGUGGAAUCCCACGGGUUUUUACUGCCCUUUGUCCAAACCUCUCCCACCUCCACCCCACAAUGAAUGUAUUUAUUGUGAGAACGGCUGCACUUCUUCAGGAAUGCCCCCACUCAUCACCCAGGUGGGUGGAACGGGCAUGUGACAGAGUGGGGAGCCUGGGCUCAGCUCCUCCCCUGAUGUUGGUUAAUAAAUGUCCUCUUUCCCCACAGUUAUGAGCAGUCUGCUUGAUCUAGAGUUGCCUCCCCUGAUCAUCAGGGGUCAGGCUCUGAGCUAUGCAGAUGGUGCUGCAGUGAUUCCUGCAUCAGGGUUGGCUUUGUUCCUCAUAAAACUAUUUGCAGAGGAAACUAGGAUCCUCAGCUUCCACCUUGACUACUGGGCAGGCACAUACAUAGGCUCUUUGGUUAAAGAUCUUAUUAUUCAUUGAUUGUGGUGACAAGGUCAUGACAAACAACAAAAAGUAAGAUUUCACACAAGGGUUUCUAACUUCAUUCCUGGCUUUUUCAUCACCCCCCUUCAGUAUCUAUUUUUUGAGAUGGAGGUGUCACCAUGUUGCCCAGGCCAGUCUCAGACUCCUGGGAUCAAGUGAGCCUUUGGAGGAGCUGAAACUACAGGCAUGUACCACUAAACCUACAAAAUACUCCUUAUUAGCCCUCCUGCUUUUCUCUGAGCUUUUUAGCACCUCCUAUCCCCUAGUCUAAGUGAAGACACAAUUUCUGUACAAAGAGGUGUCUUGAGGUGGGAGUACAGGGAAAGGAACCUGGUCUGAGAAUCUCCCUCCAGGAGUCAGGCCUAGACACCUGAUUUUAACACUAACCACAUUGAAGGGUUCUACACUCUGCUUCUGAUAUUAAGAUAAUGAAAAAUGAGGUUUAUGCUUAAUAUCCACACAUUUUGGAAUUAAGACCUCCAAGUGUGACUUUGGGUAAGUUUGAUGCCCCAGAUCUUCUAAUCUGUACACAAAUGUUCACAUGGAUCGGUGUCUUGCCCAAUGCUAGGCCACAGCAGAGAAAAGCCAUCUCUAAGCGCAGCAGGGAUUCUUUGAGAAGCCAGCCUUGAGAUCUCUCCCUGUGGUUUUUUUUUUUUUUUAAUACUGGAGUUUGAAUUCAGGGCCUCAUGCUUGCUAAGCAGAGGCUCUACCACUUGAGCCAUUCCACCAGCCCUCACUGUGUUUUGUAAUCACUAUUACCAUUUCAGACUUCAGAAAACAAGAACCCUGUACAAAAAACUUCAAGGUUUGCUCAUCUUGGGUUUCAGGGAUACCAACUGGAUUGGAAUUAGGGGAUUCACACAGUCACUGUGUGGGCACUG
Molecule: messenger RNA, 6836 nt
Organism: Castor canadensis (American beaver)
Lineage: Eukaryota; Metazoa; Chordata; Mammalia; Rodentia; Castoridae
Source: RefSeq, a predicted model, not a curated record